Molecule: messenger RNA, 1776 nt
Organism: Lathyrus sativus (Indian pea)
Lineage: Eukaryota; Viridiplantae; Streptophyta; Magnoliopsida; Fabales; Fabaceae
Source: the annotation of a GenBank genome assembly
AUGGGCAUUUGUCUGUUAAAAGGCCAAUGGCUGUGGCUUCUGUAUGUUUUGCUGAUACAUAUUGUAAUUGUAAUUAAUAACAUUGAAGCGAUCAGUCCUGAUGGCGAGGCACUUGUCAGCUUCAGGACAACAAUUAUUAGCUCUGAUGGUAUCCUGUUACAGUGGAGGCCUGAGGAUCCUGACCCAUGUAAAUGGAAAGGAGUGAAAUGUGAUCCAAAAACCAAGAGAGUGACACAUCUGAUUCUAUCACACCAUAAGUUAAGUGGGUCGUUAUCACCUGACCUUGGAAAGUUAGAUCACCUGAAAGUUCUUGCUCUUCAUAACAACAACCUUUAUGGGAUAAUUCCACCAGAAUUGGGAAAUUGCACGGAAUUGCAGGGAAUCUUCUUACAGGGUAAUUACCUUAGUGGAAUAAUUCCAAGUGAAAUAGGAAAUCUCUCGCAGCUCCAAAAUUUGGAUAUAUCAAGCAAUUCCCUUGGAGGGAAUAUUCCAGUAUCAAUUGCAAAGUUAUAUAAUCUAAAAAAGUUCAAUGUAUCAACCAAUUUUCUGGUCGGACCAAUACCUUCUGAUGGUGUCCUAGCCCACUUUACAGAAAGCUCGUUUGUUGGAAACCGAGGUUUGUGUGGAGUACAAAUUGAUUCAACAUGUAAAGAUGAUGGUUCGCCUGGGGAAAAAUCUUCAGACCAAAAUCAAAAUGUAAAGAAGAAAUAUUCUGGCCGACUUCUCAUCAGUGCAUCAGCAACUGUGGGCGCACUACUUUUGGUGGCACUUAUGUGCUUCUGGGGUUGUUUUCUAUAUAAGAAGUUUGGUAAAAAUGAUAGAGUUAGUCUUGCUGUGGAUGUUGGUCCAGGUGCAUCGAUUGUGAUGUUUCAUGGAGACCUACCAUAUUCUUCGAAAGACGUUAUCAAGAAACUAGAGACUUUGAAUGAGGAACACAUAAUAGGAGUAGGGGGAUUUGGAACUGUUUACAAGCUUGCAAUGGAUGAUGGGAAUGUAUUUGCAUUGAAAAGGAUUGUAAAGAUGAACGAGGGCUUUGAUCGAUUUUUUGAGAGGGAGCUUGCAAUUCUUGGUAGCAUCAAACACCGUUAUUUAGUGAACUUACGUGGAUAUUGCAACUCACCUACCUCAAAGUUGUUAAUAUAUGACUACCUACCUGGUGGUAGUCUGGAUGAAGUUCUUCAUGAAAGAUCUGAGCAACUAGACUGGGAUUCACGAUUGAAUAUAAUCAUGGGAGCUGCAAAAGGGCUUGCGUACUUACACCAUGAUUGUUCACCUAGGAUCAUACACCGAGACAUAAAGUCAAGCAACAUUUUACUCGAUGGAAAAUUGGAUGCUCGGGUUUCUGAUUUUGGACUUGCCAAACUUCUGGAAGAUGAAGAAUCUCACAUCACUACUAUUGUUGCUGGAACAUUCGGUUACCUAGCUCCAGAGUAUAUGCAAAGUGGCAGAGCAACCGAGAAGACGGAUGUUUAUAGUUUUGGGGUGUUGACACUCGAAGUGCUUAGUGGAAAGCGGCCAACAGAUGCAUCAUUCAUUGAAAAGGGUCUCAAUAUUGUUGGUUGGUUGAAUUUCCUUAUUACCGAAAAUAGGCCGAGGGAAAUUGUGGAUCUACUAUGUGACGGGGUGCAGGUGGAGAGCCUUGAUGCCUUGCUCUCUGUGGCUAUUCAGUGUGUUUCCUCAAGUCCUGAGGAUCGACCCACUAUGCACCGAGUGGUCCAGUUGCUCGAAUCGGAGGUCGUAACUCCAUGCCCAAGUGACUUCUAUGACUCAGAGUAG